UAAGUUGUAGCCAGAUAAAACCUACAGGUGUGGAGGUGGACGGGCCGAUAACACCCGCUGUAGGCCUGUAGAGGAGGAGGGAAGGAAAGGGGGGUGGGGGUGAGCGCGUCUACUGUGAUUGGCACCUCUGUUGCACACGCAGGUCAAUUUUCUUUCUUUUUCCGCCCUGACUCGAGAAAAGCAAAAACCUCGUCACUGUUGAUCGAGACAGGAGCGGGGACGGAGGACCUGGGCGGCACUCGCACACAAGCGCCCCGAGCGUCGCCGCCGCCACCGUCACCUGCUGCUGCGCCUCCUUCACCAGCGUUCUCUUCCCUUCCUUACUGUGGAUUUACGGCCAGAUAGGAGGUGCUCGUGCGUGUGUGUGUGUGUGUGACCAGGACGUGAUGGAGGUGUGGUGGGUUAUGACUGUGUGGCCGCUCCUCGUCACAGCUCACUCAGGUCACUCAGGCGGCGCCCCCAGGAUCAGCCCCGCCCCGCCCAAAUUCGUGCACCCCGCCCACAACGUGACGGUGGUGGAGGGGCAGGAAGUGACCCUCAUGUGCUCCGUCACCAACCUACACGGAUACAAGCAGCUGGCGUGGGUGCACGAGGAGACUCAGUCCAUCCUGAGCAUCGGGCGGGACCUGUACACCCGCACGCCUCGUCUCUCCCUCCACGCUGACCGCCACUCGGCCGGGCUCACCAUCUCCCCCGUGUUGUCCACAGACCGAGGGUGGUAUAUGUGUCAGCUCAACACCGAGCCCAUGACCUCCUCCAGGAGUUACCUGCAGGUCCUCGUGCCGCCGACGCUGGAGGAGUGGUCAGGGUCGUACGUGGAGGUGAGGGAGGGUGCCAAGGUGCGCCUUACCUGCCGUGCUCGAGCCUUCCCUCCCGCCCUCACCACCUGGAGGAGAACUGACGCUAACCCCAUCUUCCGCACCCCCAGAACAGUGUGGGCGAUGGAAGGGAGCGUCCUGGUGUUUGAGUCUGUCCGUCGGGAGCACUCAGGAGCCUACACCUGUCACGUGGACAACAACGCCACCUCACCGGUCUCCCGCACCACACACCUGACUAUCACCUAUGGCCCAGUGUUGUGGCUGGGUAAGGACCUGGUAGGCACUAAGGCUGGGCUAGACGUGACUCUUAACUGCACCAGCGUAGCCAACCCUCCACCACGACACUACUGGGAAGUCAACGGCGUCAACAUAACCAACAGCGACAAGUACCAGGUGAAGGAGGUGAAGGCGUCGACGAGGACUGAGGUACUACUGACGGUGAGGAGAGUAUCUGAUGGAGACUUCACCCGCUACGACUGCCACGCUGUCAGUCCCACCGGUCACGCUCACGGCACCAUCAAGGUUUACAAGAUUAAGGACCCCAUACUAAUAGUGCCAACACGACCGUGGCGCGUAAUACAGCCAGGUAAGGCACCGCCCUACACCUACACCACCAGGUGGCCGUCAACACCCUCCAGGAACACCUCCUUCAACAACACUCACAAGGACGACAAGACCCACCUGGGAGACAGCCUCCGCACCACUAAGUUCGUCACCAACAUGAUCCCGUCUCCUUCAGGCAGCUGGAAGUCGCCGGGCAGGUCAGGCAACAAACACCCCAACCAGAUCAAGUACAAGCACCGAGGGGGACUCUCCAACAGCACGACCCUGGUGGUGGUGGACGUGGCGGCUGAUGGUGGUGGGAGGGCGAGAUAUGUCCUCCCUUCUUCACUCACCCCCCUCACCAUCCUCCUCCUCCACCUGCUCCUCCUUAACCUCGUCGGUUUUGGCUAAGGCUGGUUGUAACAGCUACACACACAGAGAGAGAGAGAGAGAGGUUUUAUUUUGAAUACUGACUCUAAGGGGCCAUAUUGAAGGCAGAGUAUUAGUGACAAUCAGGAUUGAGAAGGGAUGAGUUAGGGGCGGGAUGGGUGUAUGUGUGGGCGUGAACCUGGGUGUAGUAUCCCCUGGUGUCUUACACAGGAGGGAGUAAUACACCUUCUACAGGAAAGUAAAAACACAGGAGCUGUGACCAUCUACACGAGAGACAGCGAGGUCAUUCCUUGUUGCUGCUGCCAAGGAGGACCUAGUGCUAGAGCGUGGUGAGUCAGGUCCUGAGGAUGACUCAUACACUGCUGGAAGUGAGUAAUUAUUCCCUGAUACAGUAAUUCUAUCGAGCUGUGAUUAGUUACAGUAUGUUGAGGCAGCUGGAGAGGAAACGUGGCGAUGGUUUAAUAUUUUCGUGAAGUGUCAGCGACGAUAAAUAAUUUGGAAAAGUUACCAAAGCUCAAUUUAUUUUUAAAGAUGACAUAUAGGCAGAGUUGUAUAGUGGAUGUGUAUACAGUAAUUCUUCAACAGGGUGACAUAUCUUACAACUCUUCAUGUACAGUAUAGCUUGGCAGUGUAUCAGACUAAGAUGCCUGGUCCUUGUAGUCACGUUAAUAUACUCUUGGUGAAGUACUGUAGCUUGUCUCCCGCAUGUGUGUCACGGUGUACCCCCCCCCCCCCUCGGCAGACUUACUUCACCUGGGUUAGGAUUCUUGAAUGAUUCGUAGGUAGAAUAAUUUCCCUGUUACCGGAGACAAGUAGAUAGUUAUGAUCGAAUGUUAAGUGUCAUUUCGACGUCAUUUUGUCCAACUAAGUGUGGUAGUUUAAGAGAGGCAGCUAAACAAGUCUUCACACCAUAAGGGAAAUAUUACAUACGAAAAUUGGAGAAUCUGGACCUUUGGGGAAUACCUGCCUUAUUGUGUAUCUGUAUAGUCACGGACGUCUGGGAGUGCCUAUGACCUGUUGAGUUGACGACCUGGUGAACACACAAGUACAAGACCGAGGUACUAAAAACAAAAACAAAAUCAAUCAAUAUCCAUAACCACAAGUAUACUCGGUGUGUUUACAUCAGUCACUCACACCAAGACCCAAGUUGUGGUACUAUUUUUUUUCCUACCUAUUGAUGAUAUUACCUGAGGCGAGAUUUAAUUAGUAGAGAGAUUUACUGAGUUUGUAACCUAUCAACAAUACCUCAGUCGGGUUCCUUAUACUCAGAUCCCUUAUACUCGGGUUCCUUACACUACCAGACACCCGUGUCAACAACAACAUGGCCUUCGCAGUAUUUUUUGAUACCUCAGAAGAUGACCUUAUGUAUAUACCCACACAAGAGGGCGCCCCAUGUCCUCGCUGUGUGUGUGAUCUGCUCGCACGAACGUAAUGUAUUGAUGAAUGUUUAGAAGCAUUGUUGAUUUAGUUCACUGUAUAUACGGAAUCAUCUUCAGUUAUUAUUAGUGUAUCAACCUUGGUGCUUAUGGUAAGAGUUACAAUUGCCCUUUAAACUGGUUAUUUAAUUAUUUAUUUUAUACAGGAAGCUAUGCAAUGAAGAUUAUACAACACAUAAACACACAUGAAUCAAAACUGGAUAUAUGGCAACAGUCAACACUAUACAUUACCUACCUUAGUAUCAGGUAAGACAAAAGUAUUAUAGCAUAGGAAUAUACGAAAUAGAACCCAUCUUUAAAUACAAUCAAGGUAGAUAUGAGUAGAUAAGACCACUCAGUAGAAGCCCAAGAAAGAAAUAUUAUUGAAAAAAAAAAUUACUUCCCUUAAAACUCUAUUGAAAUGUAUAGUUAAGUUUAUAUUUCUGUCAUCUACUUGUGGGUCAGAUAGCUUUUCAUUAUAAACUAAAUCACAAUAAUAAUAAUAAAAACAUUCUUGGGAGAAAUUUUGUUUAGUAAAUUCUAUGAUGAAAAAUUAAGAGUAAAAAUUCUAUGGUAAAAAAUUGUUGAGUAAAUUAGAUGUUAAGAAUCACAUGACUUCUACACUUCCUGACCCUGACCCUCAAGUACAUGGUGCCAGAUAUAUAUUGACAAGUGUUUAGGGAAAUUUUUCUACAAUUACACAGGUGAAAUUUUGUCAUUUAAAUUUAUGUUUAUGUUAUAUUUUAAUCUAAUAGAAUUUGCACCACCACUACUUUUACCAUUAUAGUCACCCCCAACCACCAUCACCACAAUUAUCGUUACUUCCAUUACCAUCAUCAUUACUAUACAACAACUAUUCACAACCAUUACCACCAUUACUAUUACAACUAUUCACUACUAUUACAACUAUUCACUACUAUUACAACUAUUCACUACCAUCAUUACUACAGUAUUACAACUAUCCACAACCACAAUUAUCGGCACUACUAUCACCACCACCACCACUACUACCAUCACCAGUAGUAGACAAUUUAUCAUCAACUCAAAAUAUUAUACAUUUGUUUUUCAUUCCGUAAAGGUAAAUAAACAAUUCUUAUGUUGUAUACAUUUUAUUUUGUAUUACUGUUAUACAAGGAAAGGUUGGAGUGUAUAAUCGGCGACAUACACAUCGGUCAGUCAAAAUACACUUCAGUCAACAUACAGUACACAUCAGUCAACAUACACAUCAAUCAACACACACAUUAACCAACAUACAGCCAUACACAACAUGCACAUCACACACACACAUACACAAUAAAUGUUAUUCUUUAAAUAUAAUCUCACAGAUGCAACAAGUCAAUUAUAUUUCCCUUACCUAUUUAUCCCAAUAGGUGUUCAAACUCAAGACUCACCUGCAACUUUCACCUCUGAGUCUCCUGAUUUUACUAAGACGGUUUACACCACUCACUCAAACUUUCCUGGGGGCAAAAUAUUUAUUGGACCUUCAAAAAUUUUAAAAUUCACUUCGAUGACAUCUCCAGUAUUCAAAAAGUGGGUCGUGGUUCCCAAAGGUUCGUAAGGUGAAUAUUUCCUCAUAAGGGAAGGUGGUUAAUAUAAGCUAGACCAUUAAUUAUCCAAAAAAGAGUAUCGAUAUCCAGAGACUCUGCCUUAGCUACUGAACACUAGACUAAGUUAAGGGAGCAAAUCUUUGGAAAAUUAUUCUCUACUCGAAUUUUGGUUUCUAAUUGGUACUAAGAGAGGUGGUCUAGUAAAGGUAAAGUAGAGUCUCAGUGAAAGUUUAUGAUAUUUUUUUUAAACAUUACUCCUGUGUCAAUCAGUUGGGAGUAUUCUUACAACUCCACUUACGAGGAACAUUUAUCGUAGGAACCACUGAUGGUCGAGGCUAUAGUAUACCCCAUAAAUAGUUCACGGAUCAAACACUGGAGAAAGUAUGGGUCCAGGGAAGUCACGGAGCUGAUAUCCCUAGUAAACAAUUUAGGGAAAUCUAUAAACAAAAGCCAUGAUACAUCUCGUUACGUCACAACAACACUAUAUAAACUUCUGCCAAAGUUGUAACAUCAUGAUAUAAACUUCUUCAGUUUACAUAACAAUAGAUAUAGAACACUAUAUAUACAUAUAUAUACAUAGAUUCCUUGAGUAUUGCACAUAUUGUUUAACCGAGUAAUACUUGUAUUCAGCUUCACUCGCCACCACGCGCUGUUGCAGCAAACGUGGCUUAUGUGACCACACAAAUGUUGUAUGUACUGUAACUCUAAAUGGGAUGUUAAUUGUCAACAAAUAAAUAUAUCUAUAUAUA
Molecule: messenger RNA, 5462 nt
Organism: Homarus americanus (American lobster)
Lineage: Eukaryota; Metazoa; Arthropoda; Malacostraca; Decapoda; Nephropidae
Product: cell adhesion molecule 2-like
Exons: 9
Coding region: 387-1772 (461 amino acids)
Cellular component (GO): neuron projection
Source: RefSeq, a predicted model, not a curated record